This is a messenger RNA of Cynara cardunculus var. scolymus (artichoke), 1255 nucleotides long. Its product is annotated as protein transport protein SEC13 homolog B-like. The coding region runs from base 131 to 1036 and encodes 301 amino acids. Lineage: Eukaryota; Viridiplantae; Streptophyta; Magnoliopsida; Asterales; Asteraceae. The record is from RefSeq and is a predicted model, not a curated record. The transcript is spliced from 2 exons. Gene Ontology annotation, cellular component: COPII vesicle coat; nuclear pore outer ring. Gene Ontology annotation, biological process: COPII-coated vesicle budding; protein import into nucleus. Gene Ontology annotation, molecular function: protein binding; structural molecule activity.
GAACGAAACCCCUCACCUGGAUCACAUCGGCACAAACCAGAGGCGAAUAACCUACCUCGCUCCACCCGACUCCAUUGCAACUCCGGUUCGUCUUCUUCAAAGGAUCAAGCAAAUAUAGACAGAGCAAAUCAUGCCUGGGCAAAAGAUUGAAACAGGUCACACCGACAUCGUCCAUGAUGUCAGUAUGGAUUAUUAUGGAAAGCGGGUGGCAUCUGCCUCCUCUGAUGCUACUGUUAAGAUAAUUGGUGUAAGCAGCAGUUCUGCGUCGCAUCCCCUUGCUACUUUGAGCGGCCAUAAUGGUCCUGUUUGGCAGGUUGGUUGGGCUCACCCCAAGUUUGGCUCACUUCUUGCAUCAUGUUCCUAUGAUGGCACCGUGAUUAUUUGGAAAGAAGGUAACUUAAAUGAAUGGACCCAAGCUCAUACCUUCAGUGAGCACAAGUCAUCUGUAAACUCAAUUGCGUGGGCACCUCACGAACUUGGCCUUUGCUUGGCUUGUGGGUCUUCCGACGGGAGCAUCUCGGUCCACACUGCCAGGUCAGAUGGUGGGUGGGACACCACAAGGAUAGAGCAAGCUCAUCCUGUUGGUGUAACCUCUAUUUCGUGGGCCCCUUCAAUGGCACCCGGUGCCUUAAUUGGGUCUGGUGUGUUUGAGCCAGUUCAGAAGCUGGCUUCUGGCGGUCAUGAUAACACUGUGAAAAUAUGGAAGUUUUCUAAUGGAGCAUGGAAGAUGGACUGCUUUCCUGCCCUUCAGAUGCACAGUGAUUUGGUGCGAGAUGUGGCAUGGGCACCCAAUUUGGGGCUUCCAAAAUCGACAAUCGCAAGUGCUUCACAAGAUGGUACGGUUGUAAUAUGGACUGUGGCUAAAGAAGGUGAGCAAUGGAAUGGUAAGGUGUUAAAUGACUUCAAGGCCCCUGUUUGGAGAGUCUCCUGGUCGCUUACUGGAAACCUGUUGGCUGUUGCCUCUGGGGACAAUACUGUCACAUUGUGGAAAGAAGCUGUUGAUGGUGAAUGGCAAGAGGUGUCGAGUGUUGAAUAGUUACAGAAUUUUGCAUCUUGUGGGUAUGUUACCUUCUUCUCUACAUGUGGUGUUGGUUUAAAAUUUCAAAUGGUUUAUUUGAUUACUUGUUUAGAAAAAAAAGGUUAAAAAUGAUGAUCAUAUGCUCUCUUUAUGUUUAGUUUUUAAUGUUUUGUAUGACCCUCUGAGUCCUAAAUACUACAUUCAUGGUUUUAUCUUGCAAGUGUGUUUUUUGGGUCU